Molecule: messenger RNA, 7536 nt
Organism: Suricata suricatta (meerkat)
Lineage: Eukaryota; Metazoa; Chordata; Mammalia; Carnivora; Herpestidae
Product: collagen alpha-4(VI) chain-like
Molecular function (GO): serine-type endopeptidase inhibitor activity
Source: RefSeq, a predicted model, not a curated record
UAUCUGGAAUGGAGACUUGGAAGAUGUUUUGGGAAUUCAUCUUUCUUGCAGCCAGUUUUGGCUUCAUCAAAUCACAGAGAAUUGUCUGCAGGGAGGCCUCUGUGGGAGAUGUCGUGUUUCUCGUGGACGCCGUCAUCAACCCUCAACAUGCCCGUGUCAUGCGCCACUUCUUGUACACCGUGGUAAACGCCUUCAAUGUCAGCAGAGAGACCAUCCGCGUAGGGCUGGCUCAGUACGGCGAUGUACCUCGUUCUGAAUUCCUGCUUUCCGACUACGACCGCAAAGGCGAUGUGCUGAAACACUUCCAAAGCUUUCAGUUUAAGCCUGGGGGCCACAAGAUGGGCCUGGCCCUGAGGUUCCUUCUGGAUCACCACUUCCAGGAAGCAGCAGGGAGUCGAGCAAGCCAGGGUGUGCCUCAGGUGGCCGUGGUGAUCAGCAGCAGCCCAGCUGAGGACCACGUGCAGGGAGCUGCAGAGGCUUUGAAGAGGGCAGGCAUCCUACUUUAUACCGUCGGUGUCAAAGAUGCAGUUUUGGCAGAGCUCAGGGAGAUUGCGAGCAGUCCUGUGGAGAAGUUUGCCUCUUUUGUCCCUAAGUUCCCUAAUCUGAGCAGUCAUGCUCAGAAGCUGCGGCAACAGCUCUGUGACACUUUGGCAAAGGCAGCUCAGCCUGUUAACUAUGUCUCUCCAGCUUGCAGAGAGGCAGUCCUGACAGACAUUGUCUUCCUAGUAGACAGCUCAACCAGCAUUGGACCCCAGAACUUCUAGAAAGUGAAGAACUUCCUUCACUCUGUUGUCUUGGGGCUUGACAUCAGCAGUGAUCAGGUCCGAGUGGGACUUGCUCAGUAUAAUGACAACAUCUACCCAGCCUUUUGGCUGAACCAGUACCCUCUGAAGCAUGUGGUCCUGGAUCAGAUCCAGAAUCUUCCCUACUGUACAGGAGGCACAAACACAGGGAGUGCCCUGGAGUUUAUCAGGACAGACUACUUCACUGAGGCAGCUGGCAGCCAGGCCAGGGCCAGGGUUCCUCAGAUAGUUAUCCUGGUGAUAGAUGGGGAGUUAAGUAAUGAAGUCCAGGAGGCAGCCGACAAGUUAAGAGAAAAUGGAGUUGUAGUGUAUGCAGUAGGGGUGAAUGUGCAGGAUGUCCGGGAACUGCAAAAAAUAGCCAGUGAGCUUGAGAAGUUUCUCUUCAACAUUGAAAACUUCAACACCCUGUAGGAUUUCUCAAGAGGCAUUCUUCAGACUCUGUGCUUAGCAGUGGAGGGUGAGAUAAAAGAAUUCACCCAGGCUUACGCGGAUGUGGUCUUCCUUGCCGACACCUCACAGAACACAUCACAGGGAAGUUUUCAGUGGAUGCGGAACUUCAUCUCCAGAGUGGUUGGCCUGCUGGAUAUGGGCAGGGACAAGUACCAGAUUGGACUGGCUCAGUAUGGUGGUCAAGGUCACACUGAAUUUUUGCUCAAUACCUAUCAGACGCAGGAUGAGAUGACUGCUCACAUCCAUGGACACUUUGUGCUCCGGGGUGGCUCCAGGAGGACAGGCAGAGCUCUGCGAUACCUUCAUCAGACCUUCUUCCAGGAGGCAGCAGGAAGCCGGUUUCUCCAGGGUGUUCCCCAAUAUGCAGUGGUUAUGACCUCAGGCAAAUCUGAAGAUGAGGUCUGGGAGGCCGCACAGACUUUGAGGGAGAAAGGCGUGAAAGUCAUGUCUGUUGGUGUACAGGACUUUGACCAGAGAGAACUGGAGGGGAUGGCAACCCCACCCCUUGUAUAUGAGAGGCAAGGACAAGAUGGAGUCAGACAGAUUAUGCAGGAUGUGGGUGUGGUGAUCCAAGGGACUAGGCAGCCACACUUUGGGAUUGCAUCUGAGAAGGAGGCUGUAGUAGGAUGUCCCACUGCUAUCCCGGCUGAUUUAGUCUUCCUCAUUGAGGAAUUCAGCAUAGACAGGCAGUCAAAUUUCCAACAAGUUGUCAACUUCUUAAAGACCACCAUCAGCUCUCUACAUAUUGGUCCUGAUGUUGUGAGAAUUGGCUUGGUCUUUUACAGUGAGGAGCCACGACUUGAGUUUUCCCUGGUUGCAUUUCAGAACCAAGCCAAAAUCUUGGAGCAUUUGGACAAAUUAACCUAUCAGAGAAGAAGUGGAAAGACCAAAAUUGGUGCUGCUUUGGAUUUCCUAAGGAACGAGGUUUUCACUGAGGAGAGGGGCAGCCGGUCCAAGCAGGGUGUGCAGCAGUUGGCCGUGGUCAUCACAGAAGGCUUCUCCCAAGACCAUGUGUCUGGGCCAGCCUCUCUCCUCCGCAGGGCAGGGGUUACCAUCUAUGUGGUGGGCACCCAGCUUGCCUCAGACAGGAAGGACCUGGAGAUGAUAGCAUCAUACCCUCCUUGGAAGCAUGUCAUCUCACUGGAAUCCUUUCUGCAACUCUCUGUUGUGAGGAGCAAGAUUAAGAAUCAGCUCUGCCCUGAGAUUGUGGAUAAAAGCGUUUUUGUUUCUGGGACGGGCCAUGCCCUGAAGGAAGACUGUGUGCACAUAGAGAAGGCUGACAUUUACUUCCUUGUUGAUGGGUCCAGCAGCAUCAAACACAAUGAUUUUCUUGAAAUGAAGGCAUUCAUGAAUGAAGUGAUAAAGAUGUUCCAUAUUGGGCCUGACAGAGUCCAGUUUGGAGUCGUUCAAUACUCAGAUAGAAUUAAUAGUCACUUUAUCCUCAGCCAGUAUUCCAGUGUGGCAACGCUGAAGGUAGCCAUUGAUGGCAUCCAACAGAGGGGAGGUGGCACCAUGACCGGUCUGGCCUUGGACAGCAUGGCUCAAGUCUUUGUGGACACUGCUCGCAGCAAUGUGCCUUGGUAUCUCAUAGUCAUCACUGAUGGUAAAUCUGAGGAUCCAGUGGCUGAGCCUGCAGAAGCAUUGAGGGGACAGGGAGUUAUCAUCUAUGCUAUUGGAAUAAAAAAUGCUAACGAUAAUGAACUCAAGGAGAUAGCUAAAGACAAGACGUUUUUUGCACCUGAGUUUGAUUCUUUGAAGGCCAUUCAACAAGACAUAGUACAGGACAUCUGCUCCUCAGAGUCCUGUAAGAAUAGGCAAGCUGAUAUUAUCUUCCUGAUAGAUGGUUCAGAAUCCAUCUCUGCAGUAAACUUUGAAAAGAUGAAGGAAUUCAUGAAGAGGAUGGUGGACCACGCUAAUAUUGGUGCUGAUGAAACUCAGAUUGGCCUUUUGCAGUUCAGCUCAGACCCCCAGGAAGAAUUCAGGCUCAACCAAUACUCCUCAAAGGGGGACAUCCGCAGAGCUAUCUCAAAUGUUCGGCAAAUGAAUCAUGGCACCUACACUGGAAAAGCCUUGACUUUCACUCUGCCUUUUUUUGACAGUUCAAGAGGAGGGAGACCCAGUGUUCAGCAGUAUUUGAUUGUGAUCACUGAUGGGGUUGCCCAGGACGAUGUAGCCAUACCAGCCAAGGCUCUCAGGGAUAGGAACAUCCAUAUUUUUGCCAUUGGGGUGGGGGAAGCCCGAAGUGCUCAGCUUUUGGAGAUUACUAAUGACCCACAAAAAGUGUAUUAUGAAGAAAAUUUUGAGUCCCUACAGAACCUGGAGAAGAAAAUUCUUCUUAAGGUCUGCAUUCCACAAGGAUGUGACAUAGAUUUGUCUGUAGGAAUUGAUAUUUCCAGUCUCACAAGGCAAGAUCACCAGAAGCUUCAAGGGUUAUUGCCAGAGGUGAUGCAACAGCUGUCCCUGCUUUCCAACAUCAGCUGUAGUGUUCCUGGUCAACCCCACAUGAUGUUCCGCUACUUGGUGCCUGGCUUAAAUGGCCAGCUUAUUUUUGACUCAGGCUUUAAAAGUUAUAGUGAAAAGAUUAUUCAGACAUUCUUAGUUUAUCAGGCUGCCAAGAGCAACUAUAUGGAUGUGGAGUUUUUGCAGUCCUUGGGAGACCAUGCUAUCCAGCUCUCUUCUGCUAAAGUGAAGGUCCUUUUAGUGUUCACAGAUGGACUAGAUGAUGAUCUCCAGAGACUGAAGAAAACCUCUGAGCUCCUCCACAAUAAAGGAUUCUCUGGGCUCCUUGUUGUUGGCCUGGAAGGUGUGCCUAAAUUAGAAGAGCUCCAGGAGCUGGAAUUUGGCAGAGGAUUUGCAUACCAUCAACCUCUGAGCAUCACACAGCAAUCCCUCCCAAACAUCUUACUGAAGCAACUUGACACAAUUGUGGAAAGAAGAUGCUGCAAUACAUAUGAAAUGUGUAUAUAUGCACAUGGAGAAGAUGGGCACCGGGGUGAUGGUGGGAACCCUGGGAACAAGGGAAAGAAGGGUGCUGGUGGAUUACCUGGUCAUCCUGGUGAUGAAGGUGGACAUGGAGAAAGAGGCCCGCAAGGUCUUCCUGGACCCCGAGGUGAGGAAGGAUGCCCAGGUGUGAGAGGACCUAAGGGAGCAAGAGGAUUUUCUGGAGAGAAGGGAGAUCCUGGCAAUGAAGGUGUUGAUGGCUUGGAUGGGGAACAGGGUGAUCGUGGAGCCCCAGGGUCAUCUGGAGAAAAAGGAAAUAGAGGAAAUCGGGGCUUGACGGGACCACCUGGACCUCCUGGAAAGCGUGGAGAGCCUGGGUUAAGAGGAGAUCCUGGAGAACCUGGAGCAGAUAGUUUUAUCCAAGGCCCAAAGGGAGAAAAAGGAAGGCGUGGACAUCAGGGAAGAUCUAGUUUUGACGGACCUCAGGGGGUACCUGGAAAUGUUGGCCCUCAGGGGUCAAGAGGAAGACAAGGUGUGCCAGGGCAGGAGGGUGUGCGUGGAGAAUCUGGUGAACGGGGUUUCCAGGGAGAGCGUGGAUACUCAGGCCCACAGGGACCAAGAGGAAGAGUAGGAGAACCCGGAUAUUCUGGACCAAAAGGCUUACUGGGUGGUAAGGGGGUUCCUGGGCCUUCAGGGCCAAUUGGUUCAAAAGGAAAAGCUGGACCAACAGGAAUGAAGGGAGAUCUUGGUGUUCCAGGAGUCACAGGCCCACGGGGUCGACAAGGACUCAGAGGGCAACCUGGUCUUACUGGUCCAGAUGGAUAUGGACAUCCGGGAAGAAAAGGAAAAAAGGGUGAACCUGGAUUUCCUGGCUCUCCGGGUGCACAAGGAGAAGAUGGUGACCCAGGCUACCGAGGAGAGAAGGGGGCAAAGGGAAUCAAAGGGAGGAGGGGUAUUGCUGGCUUUCCUGGAUUUCCUGGAACUCCAGGUGACCAAGGGCCUCCAGGACCAGUGGGCAUCAAGGGCCCCAAAGCAUUUGUAGAUGUGAUGCAAUCUUGUGAAAUCAUUGAUUUAAUACGAGAAAACUGCCCUUGCUCAACGUGUGUUUCCAAAUGCCCUGUGUUCCCCAGCGAAGUGGUCUUUGCCUUGGACAUGUCAAAUGACGUCUCCCUGCUGCAUUUUGAGAAGAUGAUAAAUAUUCUAUUAUCCCUACUGAUGAAGAUGGAAAUGAGUGAAAGUAACUGUCCAACAGGUGCCCGAGUGGCUGUCGUUUCGUACAACUCCAAAACAGACUACCUGAUUCGCUUCUCAGACUACAAGGGGAAGCCUGCACUCCUGCAGGCGGUCAGGGAAAUCCCCCUGCAAGAGUCCUCUGGCAGCAGGAGCCUUGGGGAAGCCAUGAGGUUUGUGGCAAGACAUGUAUUCAAACGUGUGCGCUCUGGCCUUCUCAUGAGGAAGGUGGCUGUGUUUUUCCAGGCGGGCUGGGCCCAUGAUACAGACACCAUCAACACUGCCACUUUGGAACUCGGUGCGCUGGAUAUCACCACUGCAGUCAUCACCUUCACAGAAGAGCACAACCUCCCAGAUGCCCUGUUGGUGGAUGGAACCAACAGAUUUCACAUGUUUGUCUGGGAGACUGAGGAUCAACAGGAUGUGGAGCACAUGGCCCGCUGCACACUCUGUUAUGACAAGUGCAGACCAGCCCCAGAGUGCAUGCCGAGUGCGCCAGGACCCCCGGCGGUGGACAUCGAUGUGGCAUUCGUGGUGGACAGCUCCUAUGGCGUUGGCGCUGACGUGUAUCGUGCUGCCCUGAGUCUAGUGGAGGCCAUGCUUAACGACCUGGAGAUGGCUGCACAGCCAAGCAUGUCCCCCUAUGGGUCGCGAGUGGCCCUGGUGAUGCACACAACGCCAGGCUUCUGGCCAGGUGCAGGGCAUCCCCCUGUGCUCGAGAGCUUCCACCUGACCUCCUAUGGCAACCGGCUGCAGAUGCAGAGGCACCUUCGUGAGGCCGCUGGUGGCCCUCUACGGGGAGCUCCUGCCCUGGGCCACGCCCUGGAAUGGACGCUGGAGAAGGUGCUCCUGGCAGCCCCUCUGCCCAGGCGGGUGCAGGUCCUCUUCCCUAUCGUGGCCAGCGAGACCAGCAGCUGGGACCGGGAGAAGCUAAGGACUCUGUCCCUGGAGGCCAAGUGCGAGGGCAUCACUCUGUUUGUGCUGGCCUUGGGCCCUGGUGUAGGGACCCAUGAGCUGGCAGAGCUGACUGAGGUGGCCAGCCUCCCAUCUGAGCAGCACCUGCUGCACGUGGAGGGAAUCUCAGGCCCAGAAGUAGCCUAUGCCCAGGGAUUCACUCGGGCCUUCCUGAACCUCCUAAAAAGUGGAGCAAACCAGUACCCCUCUCCAGAGCUCAUUAGACAAUGUGGGGGCCCGAGCCGAGGGGACACUCUGCUACAAUCAGCUAGGUCUCUCAGGAGGUUGUCCAAGGGCCAGUCUGGCAGAUCUGGCUUUGCUGAUGAUUUGGAAGCACUUGAAACAGGAGAUUUUUUCCGAGAGGAGCAUAGAAAAGCCACAGUAAAAUCUAUAACUCAGCAAGAAGCCCUAGAAAAUUAUGAGAAGAACAGACAUGAUGCUGAAGGACAUGAAAAAGAAAUGCCUGCAAAACAGAAACGAACAGGGAAAAAAAGAAAUUCAGGCCCUUGUUCCCUGGAUCGAAUGGAAGGUGAGUGUCAGAACUACACCCUGAAAUGGUAUUAUGACAAGGAGAAGCAGGCCUGCCAACAGUUCUGGUAUGGCGGCUGCGGGGGCAACGCGAACCGGUUCCAAACCAAGGAGGAGUGUGAGGCGCGGUGUGUCCCAACAGCCCUAUAGGGCAGAAUCUUAUUGCAGUUGCUUCUGUUUUCAUAGCUGAUGAAAAUGAGAUGACCUUUCCUAAGACAGUUCCACACAGCUUUUAAAUUAUGUAGCUCACUUUACAAACUUGUAGGUUGGAUUCCUAACACCCUGGAUUUUUUCCUACCAGCGAGGACUUGGGCCAGAUGAUUUGUCACUUGAGAAGGACUGCAUUCUGGUAGUUAAAACACUAACUGAAAGUUUCCUGCACAUCUUUUAAAGGACUUAGAACUGAAUGAAAAAGGAACUUGAACUAGACCUGUAACAUUACUUAAAAAAAAUUUUUUUUGGCUCUGUAACAAAAGAAAACUCAAUGGAAGCAGUGCGUUGAAACUUAAAUUCGUAUUUGUCACUAAGAGAACAUGGAAGUGUUAGUCCAAGUGGGGGUCUGGAAAUUUUUAAUGCGAUAUUUAAUCCUUGCUACUCAGUGAAAAAAAUAAAGGUAUUUUGAUUAAGUCAC